Colletotrichum scovillei is the source of this 1330-nucleotide messenger RNA. RefSeq names its product deoxyhypusine hydroxylase. Gene Ontology annotation, biological process: peptidyl-hypusine biosynthetic process. Gene Ontology annotation, molecular function: deoxyhypusine monooxygenase activity. Bases 115 to 1143 code for a protein of 342 amino acids. The transcript has 2 exons. The record is from RefSeq and is a predicted model, not a curated record. NCBI's taxonomy places the organism in Eukaryota, Fungi, Ascomycota, Sordariomycetes, Glomerellales, Glomerellaceae.
CUUUGAGUCACCGCAAACUUUCAUUGACGGCAUUGUUGUCACUUUCUUUCAGUCUCUAGAAACAAAAGAUACCCCCUCUCCAUUUACGCACACCCCAAAAAAGAAAACGCAACAAUGUCAUCCUCCGCCGACCUCCCCGAGACGCGCGAGACCCUCGAGGCCAUCGCCGCCGCCGACCAGUCCCAGACCAUCGCCGAGCUACGCAAGACGCUCACCUCCGAGACGACCCCUCUCCCCAUCCGCUUCCGCGCCCUCUUCUCCCUCAAGCACGUCGCCUGCAACAGCAAGGGCCCUGACAGCGAGGCCGCCAUCGAGGCCAUCGCCGCCGGCUUCGCCUCCCCCUCGGCCCUGCUCAAGCACGAGCUCGCCUACUGCCUCGGCCAGACGGCCAACCUCGUUGCCGUCCCCUACCUGCGCAAUGUCCUGACCGACCUCCAGGAGGACCCCAUGUGCCGCCACGAGGCCGCCGAGGCCCUUGGUGCCCUGGGUGACGCUAGCCAGCUGGACAUCCUGAGGGAGUACAGGGAUCGCGAGGGCGAGGACAUCUGCAUUGUUGAGACGUGCGAGAUUGCCAUCGACCGUCUCGAGUGGGAGAACUCUGAGCAGAGAAAGCUGGAGAAGUUGCGCAAGAGCGACUUCACGUCCGUCGACCCCGCGCCUCCCAUGGAAGAGUCGCAGCGCACCGUGCCAGAGCUCGAAAAGACUCUCAUGGAUUCGAGCCUGCCCCUUUUCCUGCGCUACCGCGCCAUGUUCGCCCUGCGCGACCUCGCGUCGCCGCCCGACCUGCCGACCGCCGUCCCCGCGGUGCUGGCCCUCGCCAAGGGCCUCGCCGACUCCUCCGCCCUGUUCCGCCACGAGAUCGCCUUCGUCUUCGGCCAGCUGUCGCACCCGGCCUCCAUCCCCGCGCUGACCGAGGCGCUCAGCAACACCGAGGAGGCCAGCAUGGUGCGGCACGAGGCCGCCGAGGCGCUGGGCAGCCUGGGCGACGAGGAGGGCGUCGAGGCGACGCUCCUCAAGUUCCUGCACGACAAGGAGAAGGUUGUGCGCGAGAGCGUCAUCGUGGCGCUGGACAUGGCCGAGUUCGAGUCAAGCGGCCAGACGGAGUACGCGUUGAUUCCCGAGGCGGCCAAGGCGGCUGCUUGAACACGAAGUGGUCUUUUUGGUUUUGGGAAAGUUGGGUCGGGCAGGUAAAUAUUCGGGUGGUAUUAGGUACUUAAAAGCGACGGGCAAAAAGUUUAGUGCAUUUCAGUUGUUAUGAGACCAUCUGGAAGACAAGUCGGUUAGUAUAAAGUUGGGAAAUAAUGCUAGCUCGGUCGGAAUAAAAAGAGGC